Rhipicephalus microplus (southern cattle tick) is the source of this 717-nucleotide messenger RNA. RefSeq lists its product as uncharacterized. The record is from RefSeq and is a predicted model, not a curated record. Lineage: Eukaryota; Metazoa; Arthropoda; Arachnida; Ixodida; Ixodidae.
UGCACUGCCUAUCAUUAACACUGGGCGGUGUUGGUAUACGUCUCACUACGUUCUUGUCACAAUAGCAGAAUAAAAAUGUCCCUAUUGUACACGUAGACCAGCUGAAAGCCAUUUCAAGCUUUGUUGAUCAACGUCCCCGUGUAUCUCUGCUGACAGUUCGCCUCCAUAGAUCAUUGAGAAAGGCCACUAUGCGAAGGGCUCUUUUACUGCGUAUGCUUAUCGUGUUGAGCUCGGUUCUGCAAAAGCUGUUGUGCGGUAAAUUUCAGAUAUGCGGGAAAACACCAGGCCUUCUCACGGCAUCUCGGGGCGCGGCUUUUGCCAGCAGGUAUGUUCAAAAGUGUGGAAAAGAUAUUAUUUUGGGCUAUCCUUGGACAACAGCCAAGCUCAAACAGGUUUCAGAAAAGGGUUGCCUGGGCUUAAGCCUGUGCUAUGCUCACAAUGAACACAAAAGGAGAAAGAGCGAUCUAACCUUCAGACAAGGAGUACGAGAGUGCCUGGUGAGAGGCAUGCGAGCAAUUUACAUCUUAAAGCCUGAAGCCUUCCACUUCACACAAGAUGAGUUCUUUUCGAUCAUGCAGCAUUUCAAUAAUUGCCUAAGGGGUGACAUGUUGCCUAUGGAUGUAUCAGUGGCCCAGGGUCUUAUGAGAUACUUCAUCAAGAGAUCAUCCAUGGUGCCGAACAGAUAAAAAGCCUGCAACACUGAAACAAAAGCCAAUA